AUGGGCAAUGCUAUUGACCAACAGAAGCCCGGGAAACGAAGCCAUCUGUGCCGCUGGAAGCAAGACUCUCAGCGUUCUCACCUCUCCUCCUUCACCAUGAAGCUGAUGGACAAAUUCCACUCACCCAAAAUCAAGAGAACACCGUCAAAGAAGGGAAAACCAGCUGAGGUGUCUGUGAAGAUUCCAGAGAAGCCACUGAACAAAGAGGCAACAGACAGAUUUCUACCAGAGGGCUACCCUAUCCCCUUGGAUCUGGAGCAGCAGGCAAUAGAAUUUAUGUCCACCAGUGCUGUGGCUUCCAGGUCUCAAAGGCAGAAGAACCUGAGCUGGCUUGAAGAGAAAGAAAAGGAAGUUGUCAGUGCCUUGCGCUACUUUAAGACCAUCGUGGACAAAAUGGCAAUUGAUAAGAAGGUAUUGGAGAUGCUUCCAGGGUCAGCCAGCAAGGUGCUGGAGGCCAUCCUACCCCUGGUGCAGAGUGAGCCUAGGAUUCAACACAGCUCAGCCCUGUCCUCCUGCUAUAGCCGAGUUUACCAAAGUCUUGCCAACCUCAUUCGUUGGUCUGACCAAGUGAUGCUAGAAGGUGUGAACUCAGAAGAUAAAGAGAUGGUGACAACUGUGAAGGGGGUCAUCAAAGCUGUACUGGAUGGAGUGAAGGAGCUGGUCAGACUCACCAUUGAAAAGCAGGGGCAUCCGUCUCCAACAAGCCCAGUGAAGCCUAGCGCCCCGGCCUGCAGACCUGAUGGCCAGUCAGAGCUUCCCCUGACAGAUCGAGAAAUGGAAAUUCUUAACAAGACAACUGGGAUGUCACAGUCAACUGAGAUGCUCCCAGACUCCACAGAUGAAGAGGUUGCGCCUCCCAAGCCCCCUUUACCUGGAAUCCGGGUGGUGGAUAAUAGCCCUCCACCAGCAUUGCCACCUAAGAAAAGACAGUCGGCUCCAUCCCCCACCCGAGUGGCUGUAGUGGCCCCCAUGAGUCGAGCUACCAGUGGCUCCAGUUUGCCUGUUGGAAUUAAUAGGCAGGAUUUUGACGUUGACUGUUACGCACAGAGACGGCUGUCAGGAGGCAGCCAUUCGUACGGCGGAGAGUCCCCUCGCCUUUCCCCAUGCAGCAGCAUAGGCAAGCUCAGCAAAUCAGAUGAGCAGCUGUCCUCUCUGGACAGGGACAGUGGGCAGUGCUCCCGGAACACAAGCUGUGAAACACUAGAUCACUAUGAUCCCGACUACGAAUUCCUCCAGCAAGACCUCUCUAACGCAGACCAGAUACCUCAGCAAGUGGCCUGUAACCUUAGCCCAUUGCCAGAAUCUUUGGGGGAGUCUGGAUCUCCAUUUCUUGGCCAUCCUUUCCAGUUGCCUCUUGGCAGCUGUCUCCAGCCAGAGGGACAUUUGGCCCUGGGGCAGCAGACAGACACGCCACCUGCUCUCCCAGAGAAGAAGCGCAGGAGUGCGGCCUCCCAGACUGCAGACAGCUCUGGCUGCAGGGUGUCCUACGAGCGGCACCCUUCACAAUACGACAACAUCUCUGAGGACGACCUGCAGAACCCAGCCUCAGUCCAGUCUAUCCCCUUCACGCCCUUUGCUGCUGUUCUCCCUUUUCAACAAGGAGGGUCCUCAGCCCCUGCCGAGUUUGUGGGUGAUUUCACUGUUCCGGAUUCAACGGGUGACCCAGAAAAACCACCUCCUCUACCAGAGAAGAAAAACAAACACAUGCUGGCCUACAUGCAGCUGCUGGAAGACUACUCGGAGCCCCAGCCCUCCAUGUUCUACCAGACGCCACAAAAUGAACACAUUUACCAGCAGAAGAACAAGCACCUCAUGGAAGUGUACGGCUUCAACGACUCCUUCAGCAGCGGAGACUCUGCACAGGAGCUGGCACCGCCCCCCGCCCUGCCCCCCAAGCAGCGGCAGCUGCAGGCCUCCUAUGCUGCUUCUUCCCUCUCCUCUGUCUCCUACUGUGUCCAGCAAACUAAAGUGACCUUCACACCUGAGGACGGCAGUGCCACUCAGGGCAUCAGUGUGUCCGUCUCUAACUCCUUUCUCAGCCGGCACGGCAACUUACCUGUGCCCUCGUAUAAAUCUGUGUUUAGGUCCUACUCCCAGGAUUUCGUGCCUCACAACCAAGCUUCCGUUCAACCUUUCCUUCCGUCUACCUCCUCUUCCUCUCCACAUUUCCCGCCUGUCCACCAGUCUCAGAGCUCUGACUUAGUGGUGCCAGCUGUAGCCAGCCCGCCUUCCAACACCGUGGACGGGCCUCUUUCAUCCUCUCAGGAGAGCAGCUUUCAUGGGAACACUGUCUGCCUUCCUCCCGAAACCUCUUUCACUGACUCGCCCCAGACGCCUUUGAGUGAAAACACCAGUGAGGACGCUGGUGAGAGAGAAUACGUCAGUCUGUAUUCCUCUGACCAAAGCAUCGAGGCGCUCCCUCUCUCUCUAGGAGAAUCACCAGCUAUGAAAGACGGCCAUCCCAAAGAUUCCUCCUCAGUGGGCAGUGCACCUGGAAAGGAAAAGAGAGAAGGCGGUGAAAGGACACCAAAGUCACCAGAUGCUCUGGAUGUAACUCAGUCAGAAGAGGAAGUAGACGAGCUGUCCCUGAUUGACCACAGUGAAAUUAUGGCAAGGUUGACACUCAAGCAAGAGGGUGACGAUGGACCAGACGUCCGUGGAGGGUCUGGGGACAUCUUACUGGUCCAUGCUACUGAGACAGACAGGAAAGACUUGGUGUUGUACUGUGAAGCCUUCCUGACGACCUACCGGACCUUCAUCACCCCUGAGGAGCUCAUAAAGAAGCUGCAGUACAGGUAUGAGAAGUUUUCUCCCUUCGCCGACACGUUCAAGAAGCGCGUUAGCAAGAACACAUUCUUCGUGCUGGUGCGUGUAGUGGAUGAGCUGUGCCUAGUGGAGUUGACCGAAGAAAUUUUGAAGCUGCUGAUGGAACUGGUCUUUCGCUUGGUGUGCAAUGGGGAGCUUAGCCUGGCCCGUGUGCUCCGAAAGAACAUCCUCGACAAGGUGGACCAGAAGAAGUUGCUAAGGUGUGCCAACUCCGACCAGCCCCUGGCCGCCAGGGGAGUAGCAGCCAGGCCAGGGACCUUGCAUGACUUCCACAGCCAUGAAAUAGCAGAGCAGUUGACACUCCUAGAUGCUGAGCUCUUUUAUAAAAUAGAGAUCCCUGAGGUUUUGCUUUGGGCCAAAGAGCAAAACGAGGAGAAGAGCCCCAACCUGACGCAGUUCACUGAACACUUCAACAACAUGUCCUAUUGGGUUCGCUCAAUCAUCAUGUUACAAGAAAAGGCCCAGGACAGAGAACGGCUGCUUUUAAAGUUCAUCAAGAUUAUGAAGCACUUACGGAAGCUAAAUAACUUCAACUCCUAUCUGGCCAUUCUCUCUGCUCUGGACUCGGCACCUAUCCGCAGGCUAGAGUGGCAGAAGCAAACCUCAGAGGGUUUGGCGGAGUACUGCACGUUGAUUGACAGCUCAUCCUCCUUUCGAGCCUACCGGGCAGCCCUCUCAGAGGUGGAGCCUCCUUGUAUCCCAUACCUGGGGCUAAUCCUACAGGACCUCACCUUUGUUCACCUGGGUAACCCAGACUAUAUUGACGGGAAAGUGAACUUCUCCAAGCGGUGGCAGCAAUUCAACAUCCUGGACAGUAUGCGGUGCUUCCAGCAGGCGCAUUACGACAUCCGGAGAAAUGAUGACAUUGUAAACUUCUUCAAUGACUUCAGUGACCACCUGGCUGAGGAGGCCCUAUGGGAACUCUCGCUGAAAAUCAAACCCCGGAAUAUAACAAGGAGAAAAACAGACCGGGAAGAGAAAACCUAG
Chrysochloris asiatica (Cape golden mole) is the source of this 3813-nucleotide messenger RNA. RefSeq names its product Rap guanine nucleotide exchange factor (GEF) 1 (gene RAPGEF1). Lineage: Eukaryota; Metazoa; Chordata; Mammalia; Afrosoricida; Chrysochloridae. Gene Ontology annotation, biological process: Ras protein signal transduction; positive regulation of GTPase activity. The record is from RefSeq and is a predicted model, not a curated record. The transcript is spliced from 27 exons. Bases 1 to 3813 code for a protein of 1270 amino acids. Gene Ontology annotation, molecular function: guanyl-nucleotide exchange factor activity. Gene Ontology annotation, cellular component: plasma membrane.